This is a messenger RNA of Vanderwaltozyma polyspora DSM 70294, 2529 nucleotides long. RefSeq names its product retromer subunit VPS35 (gene VPS35). The coding region runs from base 1 to 2529 and encodes 842 amino acids. The record is from RefSeq and is a predicted model, not a curated record. Gene Ontology annotation, cellular component: retromer, cargo-selective complex; retromer complex; late endosome. Lineage: Eukaryota; Fungi; Ascomycota; Saccharomycetes; Saccharomycetales; Saccharomycetaceae. Gene Ontology annotation, biological process: retrograde transport, endosome to Golgi; intracellular protein transport. The transcript has a single exon.
AUGGAAGUAUCAAUGGAUGAAACAAUUACGCUAAUAAGACAGGAAUCAAUUCUGCUUCAAAGGUUACUGGAACGUGAUAAUCUUAUUCAGGCUAUAAACCAUGCAGUUAAGGCUAUUUCGUUCUUGAGGAGUGAUGAUUAUAAAUUGAAUGAAUAUUACGAAAUCUAUUUACUCAUACAAGAUCGUUGUUUUAAGCCUUUGUCUGACUACCUUAUCAAAGGUCAUACUUCGAAUAAAUUCCAUCUUAACGAUGUGUAUGAUACUGUCCAAUACGUUGGUAAUGUUUUGCCCAGAUUAUAUUUGUUAGUUGUUGUUGGUACAUGCUACGCAAGCAUUGAUGAUGCUCCUACCUCUGAAAUAUUGAAAGAUUUAGUGGAAAUGUGUAGAGGUGUUCAAAGCUCAAUUAGAGGUAUGUUCUUAAGACAAUAUUUGAGUGACAACAUCCUUCCUUUCUUUAUAGAUAGUAAAUACAGUGGUAGAGUCGAUCAAUUGACAAAAUGUCAACUAACUUUAGAAAACUUUAAAGAAAUGAAUAAACUAUGGAUAAGGUUACAAUAUCAAGGUUUCUUAAAGGAAAGAAUUCAACAUGUUGAAGAUAGAAUAGAUAUUAAAAUAAUGGUGGGAUCGCAAUUGAUAAAUAUACACAGAAUUAUUGGUGAUUCAAAUUUACAAUUUUAUAAAGAAAAAGUGGUACCAGUGGUAUUACAACAAAUUAUACAAUGUAAUGACGUUCUCUCACAAAAUUAUUUAUUUGAUGUAUUUUUCCAAGUUUUUCCAGUUGGUUAUCACUUGGCCACUUUGAAGUCUGUUUUAGAGGCCACAUUGCAUUUGCAUCAUGAAGUAUCCAUUCAUGAAAUCAUUAAUCUAUUAAUCAACAAAGUAUCCUCUGACAAUGUGGACAAAAUUGAUUCAUUAGAAUUUGUUGAAGUAUUUUCGGAUUAUUUGUAUAACUUAAACCAAAAGGAUCCCCAAUUAUCAUUGCUGCAAUUUAUCCCAUUAUUGGAAAGUGUUAUCAAUUUAUCGGUUAAUGAAGAAAAGGUUAUUGCAUUGGAUCAGUUCUUUGAAUUACUAUCUACUAAAUUGAAAAAUAAGCACACUGAAUAUAUAAAUGAAGAGAAUGAAACUUUGGCAAAGUUUUUAAUUCUAAAUAGGAUUCCAAAUGUACAAAAUUAUAAAAAGUUUAUUGUAAAGGUGAUACUAGAAAGUAAAUGGUAUAGAACAUUAUUUACCGAUCAAAUAUCGGGAAUACAAGCAUUUUCUGUAAAUGUUAUUUUACAAGAACUUUUGUCGUGUUCAAAAUCAGAAAUUCCAAUAAAGAACAAGGAAGAACUUCAAGUUAUCUUAUCAUUCUUUUCUCCUACUAUUGAAAACUAUGAUUCAAGGCAUCCAAUUCUGCAAGAGAAUCUAGUGAAAUUAGUUCAUUGGAUAUUAAAUUCAAUGAAAUUGAAGACUGUAAACGAUAAUAUCGAAUUAAUUUCAAUUCUUAAAAAUUGGUAUUCGAAUAUAAAUGUCGACUUCAUCCAUAUAUCUCAUUUGGCAAUCAUAACAAAGUACUGGGAGUUAGUCAAAAAAUGUAAAAUGAUACAGAAUAAAUACUGUAAAAAUGAAUCUGUAAAGAAACAAUAUGGUGAUUCCACUAGACAAGUUUUCAAACUUAUAUCUAGGGCUAUUCAAGACUUGGUUUACCUGAACAAUGAACAAAUUAUGACAACAAGUCAUAACUUGUGUUUGGAAACUGCAACUUUAGCUGAUUCUUUGUCACUAGGAGAUAUAAGUUAUGAUUUUUUUGUUCAAGCUAUUGAAAUGCAUGAGGAAAACAAGAUUAGUUCAUCCCAGAAGUAUACCGCGAUUGUUGUCUUAAUACAAACGCUACAACGAACAAAUUCAUUAUUUGUUGAAAAUAAGUAUAAUGAUUUGAUCUUCAGAUGUACUACAAUGGCGUCAAGACUGUUGAAGAAGAAGGAACAAGCCAGAGCAGUAUACUUGUGUUCACAUUUGUGGUGGACAACAAAGACAGUUGGGAUGAAAAUUGUACAAGGUGAAAUUGUGGACGGUAAUACAUCGAGUAACGAUAUGGCAAAGUCGAUGAGAGACCGUAAAAGAGUGUUGGAAUGUCUGCAAAGAUCACUAAGAGUUGCGGAUUCGAUCCUAGACAACAUCACUAGUUAUCAGCUGAUGAUCGAGAUCCUAGAAAUCUGUCUGUUCUUUAUCAACGGAACAGAUGGUUGGGACUCCCCCGUGCCUGCAACGUACAUAGACGGUUUGAUAAAAUUGAUCAACAAUAACUUGAAAUCAUUGAAACUAGAAGAAAGCACCAACUUGAAAUUCACUGGUGAAUCAGAUGAAGAACCACUAGAAAAGGAAGAAUUUGUAGCCACUCAAGAUGGUAGAUACACGUCAUUUGACGCUUCAAUUCCAAUCGACCCUAACAAAAUGACAAGGGUACCUAUCAACCACUUUACAAGGAUAAACGACUACAUUAAAAGAUUACAAUCAGUUGACGCUCGUUUCAAGUCGAUCAAAUUAUGA